Messenger RNA from Fusarium keratoplasticum, 312 nucleotides. RefSeq lists its product as uncharacterized. The record is from RefSeq and is a predicted model, not a curated record. Bases 1 to 312 code for a protein of 103 amino acids. Lineage: Eukaryota; Fungi; Ascomycota; Sordariomycetes; Hypocreales; Nectriaceae. The transcript has 2 exons.
AUGAUCUUUUCUGGAUAUAUUGCCCGGAACCUUCUUAUUCGAGCCGACCUCCGCAAUCACGAGAAAAUUCCAAGAUACAGGGAUGCUUCGGGGACACACUCGCAAGUCUCCUCUCACUUCUACAAUCAACUCAACAACCUCUCGCCAGGCUACGACAUCACCAAGCUCCGGAAGUGCCGCGAGCACCCCGUCACACUCCUCGAGGCAAAGGAGCCCCCCGAGGAAAAGGGAAGCAUCGAGAAGAGGGCCUGCCACAACGGUCUCAAACAGAGAGGCUACGACAAGGGAUACUGCUGGGGAAAAUGCAACUGA